Colletotrichum graminicola M1.001 is the source of this 336-nucleotide messenger RNA. RefSeq lists its product as uncharacterized. The coding region runs from base 1 to 336 and encodes 111 amino acids. The record is from RefSeq and is a predicted model, not a curated record. NCBI's taxonomy places the organism in Eukaryota, Fungi, Ascomycota, Sordariomycetes, Glomerellales, Glomerellaceae. The transcript has a single exon.
AUGCUCGUGUCGUACUUGAACGACGUCAUCUUCCCCGAAGCUACUCGGAAAGAGAUAUCUGCUCUAGUUAAUACAUACCCGUACAACAACGGCACGGCCGGCAGUCCAUUUGGCGCCGGCACAAUGAACCAAGCAUGCCCUCAAUUCAAGCGGUUGGCGGCCAUACUCGGCGAUGUCUUCUUCACCCUCAUGCGACGGGCUUUCCUGGAUAUGUUACCCGCUUCCAUGUCCGCGUGGUCUUUCCAAGCUGCCUUUGAGCGUGGAACACCAAUCCUGGGGACCUUCUACACAUCGGACUUGCCACGCAUAUUCUACAGCAAUGAUGACGCUAGCUGA